Phacochoerus africanus (Common warthog) is the source of this 3017-nucleotide messenger RNA. RefSeq names its product desmocollin 1 (gene DSC1). Lineage: Eukaryota; Metazoa; Chordata; Mammalia; Artiodactyla; Suidae. Gene Ontology annotation, cellular component: desmosome; plasma membrane. Gene Ontology annotation, biological process: homophilic cell-cell adhesion. The transcript is spliced from 16 exons. Bases 297 to 2990 code for a protein of 897 amino acids. The record is from RefSeq and is a predicted model, not a curated record. Gene Ontology annotation, molecular function: calcium ion binding.
UUUUGUUCCCCACCCACCCCACUUGGAGGAAAAACCUCUUUACAUUCGGAGGUAAUUGAAUAGGAACGGUGAAGACUGAGCCAGGAAUAAGAGGAAAGCAAUUGUCCUGCUGCUCCUCCUCCUGUCAUUUUUACCAUUUGCCUCCAGACGCCUCUCCAAACCAAGCUCAUCUGUGCCAAGGUGGCAGCAGAAAACCCUGCCCCAGUGCCAGCCAUUGGGAAUCUGCUUAAGCCACCCUGUGCCUCCCAAGCUGCCCUGUUAUCCAGCCACAUCCCUGACCACUGGGACCGCUUCUGAUGGCUGUGGCCUCCGCUGCCCCAGGGAGCGUCUUCUGUAAGCAGCUCCUUUUCUCUCUCCUGGUUUUAAUAUUAUUUUGCGAUGCUUGUCAGAAAAUAUCUCUUCAAGUUCCUUCUCAUCUUCCGGCUGAAGCACUUGUAGGCAAAGUGAAUCUGAAGGGGUGUCUGCAGUCAGCCAGUCUAAUCCAGUCAAGUGAUCCUGACUUCAGAAUUCAAGAAGAUGGCUCAAUUUACACAACACAUGACCUCAUGUUGUCUUCUGAAAAGAAGAGUUUUUCCAUUUUACUUUCGGACACUCAGAGAGAGGAACAGAAAAAGAUAGCAAUUGUUUUGGAAGCAGGAGGACAGAAGGGUCCUGAGAGACAUCUCGAAGACACAGUCCUCAAGCGAAGCAAGAGGCGAUGGGCGCCUAUUCCAUGUUCGCUGAUGGAGAACUCACUAGGUCCAUUUCCACAGCACGUUCAGCAGGUCCAAUCUGAUGCUGCUCAAAACUACACCAUCUUUUACUCCAUAAGUGGACCAGGAGUCGAUAAAGAGCCCUUCAAUCUUUUCUUCAUAAAUAAAGACACGGGGGAUAUCUUUUGUACACGAAGCAUAGACCGUGAGCAGUAUCAACAGUUUCCUCUCUAUGCCUACGCAACAACUGCUGACGGUUAUGCACCUGAGUACCCACUCCCCUUAUUAUUCAAAGUUGAAGAUGAUAAUGAUAAUGCCCCAUAUUUUGAAAACAAAGUGACUAUCUUUAGUGUGCCUGAGAAUUGCCGAACUGGAACUUCAGUGGGAAAAGUGACUGCCAUAGACCACGAUGAACCUGACACACUACAUACUCGUCUGAAAUAUAAAAUCUUACAGCAGAUUCCAGACCAACCCAAGCAUUUCUCCAUACAUCCAGACACAGGUGUCAUCACCACAACUACACCUUUACUGGAUAGAGAAAAAUGUGAUACAUACAAGUUAAUAAUGGAAGUGCGAGACAUGGGAGGCCAACCUUUCGGUUUAUUUAACACAGGAACAAUUACUAUUUCACUCGAGGAUGAAAACGACAAUUCACCAUAUUUUACAGAAACCUCUUAUUUUACAGAAGUAGAAGAAAACAGAAUUGAUGUUGAGAUUUUACGAAUGGCGGUACGUGACCAGGAUUUGCCAAACACACCUCACUCAAAGGCCAUAUACAAGAUCCUACAGGGAAAUGAGAAUGGAAACUUCAAAAUUAGCACAGACCCAAAUACAAAUGAAGGAGUUUUGUGUGUUGUCAAGCCAUUGAACUAUGAACUUAAUCGCCAGAUUGUUUUGCAAAUUGGUGUACUUAACGAAGCACAAUUCUCUAAAGCAGCAAAUGCUCAAACACCUACUAUGUGCACAACAACUGUCACUGUUAAAAUUAAAGACUUGGAUGAGGGCCCCGAAUGCCAACCAUCAGUAAAAGUUAUUCAGAGUAAAGAUGGCCUCCCAGAGGGCAAAGAACUCCUUGGAUACAAAGCAGUGGAUCCAGAAAAAGGCAGUAGUGAGGGCUUAAGGUAUAAGAAGAUAGGAGAUGAAGAUAACUGGUUUGAAAUUAAUGAACAUACUGGUAACUUGAAAACCGUAAAAGUGCUAGAUAGAGAAUCAAAAUUUGUGAAAAACAACCAAUACAAUGUUUCCGUGAUUGCAAUGGAUGCAGAUGGCAGAUCUUGCACCGGAACAUUAGUAGUUUUUUUGGAAGAUGAUAAUGAUCACCCACCAGAUAUCAGAGAAAAAGAAGUGACAAUUUGUCGGCAUGAUAAGGAUUUUGCUCUUCUUGAAGCUGUAGAUCUAGAUGGACCUGACAAUGGGCCACCUUUUCAAUUCUUUCUGGAUAAUUCUGCCAGCAAACUUUGGACAAUAGAGACAAAGGAUGGUAAAACUGCCAUUCUUCGUGAGCGGCAAAAUCUUGAUUAUAACACUUAUGCUGUGCCUAUCCAAGUAAAAGAUAGACAUGGUUUUGCGGCAAAACACAUAUUAGCCGUGAGAGUAUGUGACUGUAUCACUUCCUCUGACUGCAAAAUAACUCCUAAAGUUCUAAGAGAUAUUAAGCCAUCAAAUGUAAUUCUUGGAAGAUGGGCUAUUCUUGCCAUGGUGCUGGGUUCUGCAUUAUUGCUGUGUAUUCUGUUUACAUGUUUCUGUGUUACUGCUAAGAAAACAGUAAAGAAAUGUUUUCCAGAAGAUGUAGCCCAGCAAAACUUAAUUGUGUCAAAUACUGAAGGACCUGGAGAAGAAGUGAUGGAAGCAAAUAUGAGACUUCCCACAGAGACAUGCAACAUUUGUGACACAAGCGUGUCUGUUGGCACACUUGGUGGCCAGGGAGUCAAAACACAACAAAGUUUUGAGAUGGUCAAAGGCGGCUACACUUUGGAUUCCAGCAAAGGAGGUGGACAUCAGACCUUGGAAUCUGUCAAGGGCCUAGGACAGGGAGGAAUGGACACCGGCAGAUAUGGGUACACGGAGUGGCACAGCUUCACCCAACCUCGGCUUGGCGAAAAGGUGUAUCUGUGCGGACAAGAUGAGGAACACAAACAUUCUGAAGACUACGUUCGCUCCUACAACUAUGAAGGAAAAGGGUCUGUGGCUGGCUCAGUAGGCUGCUGCAGUGAUCGGCAGGAAGAAGAGGGGCUUGAGUUUCUAGAUCACCUGGAACCCAAAUUUAGGAUGCUAGCAAAGACCUGUGUAAAAAAAUAAAUGUGCCUUUAAGAGAUUUACAUCUAC